Messenger RNA from Thamnophis elegans (Western terrestrial garter snake), 1842 nucleotides. Its product is annotated as complement component receptor 1-like protein. The coding region runs from base 127 to 1050 and encodes 307 amino acids. The record is from RefSeq and is a predicted model, not a curated record. The transcript has 7 exons. Gene Ontology annotation, biological process: negative regulation of complement activation, classical pathway. Lineage: Eukaryota; Metazoa; Chordata; Lepidosauria; Squamata; Natricidae.
AUUGUAAAUAAAGACACUCUGUUAUCUGUUUGUCCUUCGGCUGUGGAAAUUUUUGCUCUGUCCGAAGCUGCCAAUAUUCUUCUCUGAGUUCUUUGGAAGAGCGGAGAUUUUCCUACUGCUGCGGCAAUGAUGGCAUUAUCUUGCAACCAGGGUGGACUCCUAGCUUGGAUGUUGCUGCUGCUGUCCUUGACUCACGUUCAAACUCAGUGUCCAACUCCAGUUCUACCUCCCCAUUCUUCACUAAGAGGAGGAGGAGACCUAGCAGAUAUCUAUCCAGCUGGAACUAAUCUGGAAUUACAGUGCCUCCCAGGUUAUGAAUUUAUAAUUAUAAGAAAUUAUUGGAUAACAUGUCUUGACAGUGGGAAGUGGUCAAUUCUUCCUAUGUCCCUUUGUGAAGGACAGAGAUGUCCCAUUCCAAAAAUAGAAAAUGGCCAUGCAGAGUUUGCAAUUGACAUCAAACUUGGUAUGAAAGUAACCCUUGCUUGCAAUCAUGGGUUUAGGAUGAUAGGCAAUUCUACCAUUUUGUGUGUUAUGAAAUCAGGCAAACUUGAUUGGGAUAAAGAUCUUCCAGUUUGCGAACGUAUUCCUUGUGCUCCUCCUCCUGUAAUAGCCAAUGGAAGAUAUGACCCCAAUCUUUCAGAUGUAUAUGAUACUGGCGCGGUAGUAAUAUAUCGGUGUGAUGCUGAUUACUCCCUUAUUGGACAAUCUACUAUUACAUGUGUAGUACCAGAAAAUAGUGUAGUUGGAGAGUGGAAUUGGCCUUCACCUGAAUGCAAAAAGGUCAAGUGUCAUAGACCACGCAUUCCAAAUGGAAGAGUGAUAAGUGUGUUUCAAGAUGUGUAUACAUAUCAGAAUAAAAUAGUGAUUGAAUGUAAUCCUGGCUACGUUUUGGUAGGAUCUUCUAUAAUUAAAUGUGAUGCUGAUAGUCAGUGGAAACCGCCUGGUCCAUGGUGUGAUAAGCAACUGACAUCUAUUCCUUCCCCUAACCCUCCAGAAGAAGAUAAGAGUGAAGUUGAGUCCUCAUGUAAUUUUACUGUUAAUUUGUAUUAGUGUAGAAAUGCAAUAAACUGGCUAGAAAAAUUACAGUCAUAUUACAAAGAAAAUACACCUUCUUUGAGUUCUAUGGUUUUACAUAUCAGGACAUAGUAAAAAUCAUCUGGUACUUAGCAGAUCUUAAAAGCAGGUAAAUACAACUUCAGAUGAACAAUACCACAUAAUAUAUUACACUAUGUCAUCAUUUGUUCCAAAGGUCCUUUUCAAAAGGCAAUUGGACUAUCUUUUUCUUGAAAACAUUCUUCUUCUCAUCCAAGAAGCUUCUUCAGUUCCAAAACCAAAAAAAAGAAAAUGAAGAAAAACAAGAAAGUCCUUUGCAAAAGCACCUUUGGAACAAUCAUGAUCUAGAUGAUUGAGAGUAUCCAUUGACAUGUCAUCAUUUAUUUUACAAAAACAAAGCCAAAACGUAAAAGCCAUAUGUGAUGGCAUAUGAUUCAAUAACUUGCAGAUUCACUUUUAGCAGUAAUAACAUGCAGUAAUUGUUUUCUGUAUGUCUUUAUUAGUCUCUCACAUUCUUGCAGAGGAAUUUUGGCUCACUCUUCUUUACAAUAUUGCUUCAGUUCAUUGAGCUUUGUGGACUUUAGUUUAUGCACAACUCUUUUGAGGUCCUGCAUUAACAUUUCAAAUAGGUUGAGGUUUGGACUGACUGACUCAUUGUAAACCUUGAUUGUUUUCUUUUUCGGCCAUUCUGUUGUAAAUUUCCUGAUGUGCUUCUGAUCAACAACAAUUGCUUUUCUAAGAUCAUUGCUGAUGCCUUUACUCUUUGGCAUUAUGUUAACAUACACCUCA